Molecule: messenger RNA, 1554 nt
Organism: Euleptes europaea (tarantolino)
Lineage: Eukaryota; Metazoa; Chordata; Lepidosauria; Squamata; Sphaerodactylidae
Product: keratin, type II cytoskeletal 1-like
Exons: 10
Coding region: 79-1554 (491 amino acids)
Biological process (GO): intermediate filament organization; keratinization
Cellular component (GO): keratin filament
Molecular function (GO): structural constituent of skin epidermis
Source: RefSeq, a predicted model, not a curated record
CAGAGGGCUGCUCUCUCAUUUGUUUCUGCUGCCACCUGCUUCCUUGGAACAACCUAUUUUGACUUUGGGCAGGUCACAAUGGCACAACAAAUGUCUGCUGGGAGGCCCUUCUUUGGAGGAAGGGGAUUCAGCUCUGCAUCUGCUAUAGGUGGACUAGGAGGGCACAGAACCUACUCAGCCUCUGUAGGCCACCCAAUCGGAAAUGGAUAUGGGGUCCGUGGCUUCAGCAGUCAAAGUCUUUCCAAUCUGGGUGAAAGCAGAAGAAUUUCUCACGGUGGCUAUGGUGGUUACGCUUCUGGAUUUCAUGGAGGCUAUGGUGCUUAUGGCUAUGGCCAUAUGGGUUAUGGUACUCUGGGGUUUGGUGGCAGGAUGGGUCAUAUUGGAAAUGGAGGACACUCCUACUUCAGGGGUGAUGGCAUCCGAGGAGUCACAAUCAACGAGAAGCUCCUGAAACCACUCCAUGUGGGAAUUGACCCACAAGAACAAGAAGCACGGAAUCACGAGAGGGAGGAGAUGAAGACCCUGAAUGACCAGUUUGCAUGCUUCAUUGAUAAGGUCCGAUACCUGGAGCAGCAGAACAAAGUUCUAGACACAAAGUGGAGACUCUUGCAAGAGUGCGCCAUGCCAGAAAAGAAGGACCUCUCACCGUUCUAUGAGAAUUUCGUCAGCAACAUGAAAAAACAGCUUGAGUGCUUAUUAAGUGAAAAGGACCAACUAGUCCAUGAAGAAGCUGCCAUUCAGCAGCUGGUGGAGGAAUUCAAGACUGGCUACGAAGAGGAGCUCAAAAGGCGUACAACAGCAGAGAAUGAAUUUGUGUUGCUCAAGAAGGAUGUAGACGGCAUCUUUCUGAGCAAGGCAGAACUGGAGGGCAAAGCGGAUCUGUUGAGUCGGGAGCUGGAAUUCCGUUCUUGCAUCCAUGCAGAGGAACUAGCACAGCUAGACUGUCACAUCUAUGACACCAACAUCCUUUUGCAAAUGGACAACAGCAGAAACAUAGAUGUUGACCUCAUUAUCAAAAAUGUCGAAGCCUGGUAUCAAAACGUCGCCCAGAGGAGCAAAGAAGAAGCAAAUGCUUUAUAUGAAAACAGGUUCCUAGAGCUUCAGGAGCAGAGAGGGAAAUAUUCUGACAAUCUGAAGAUCAACCAACAUGCGAUUGCUGAUCUGACCCGGUUGCUCAAUAAGAUGCAGUCUGAACAUGACUUGGUGAAGAAGCAGGUCGAUAAUUUGCAGUCAUCCAUUUGCGAUGUUGAACAGCGUGGUGACAUUGCUCUUAAAGAUGCCCAGGAUAAGCACACAGAGCUGCAAACUGCACUACAGAAGGCCAAGGAUGACUUGGCUCACUUGCUGAAGGACUACCAUGAGCUUCUGAAUACCAAGCUGGCCCUGGAUAUUGAAAUUGCUACUUAUAAAACACUACUGGAGGGAGAAGAGAGCAGGAUCUGCACAGGCAAUUUUGUCAGCAUCGAUGUUCUCAAGCCUGAAAACUCCAUUGGCUACCAAGCGCCAUUUGGAUAUGGGGCUAUUGGUGGAGAAUAUGGUGGAAGGAAGAAGUGA